Molecule: messenger RNA, 953 nt
Organism: Drosophila albomicans
Lineage: Eukaryota; Metazoa; Arthropoda; Insecta; Diptera; Drosophilidae
Product: proteasome subunit alpha type-2-like
Exons: 3
Coding region: 90-935 (281 amino acids)
Cellular component (GO): proteasome core complex, alpha-subunit complex; proteasome core complex
Source: RefSeq, a predicted model, not a curated record
UCAUAUAAGCUAGUUAUUCAAUUACUCUAUUAAGUUGCUCAAUAGAAUUCAAGCUUGAAAUACUUCGCUAAUUUCUUACAAUUUACAAAAUGAACAGCGACGAUUCAGAUAUGGAAAAUAUGAAUGAAGUGGACGUGGCUGAAUUACUUGAGGCAUUUGGAACAAUAGGAUCUGAGCAAAUAGUUGAAUCUGACGAAGCUGCUUCUACCGAUGAACCAGAUACACUUCAAACUGAAAUCCUCAAGGCACAAAUUCAACAAUUGCAAUUUGCCGAUCAGGUAAUAAAUAACGAUCUUCCAACGAUCGCUAUAGCGACUCAAAGCAGUGUCGUCAUUGUGGCUGCCAAGAUGCAGGCGAAUUGUUUAGUUGUAAGUGAUUCCAUUAUGAGGAUGGAAAAUAUCUCGAAGUACAUUGCGAUUGCAUAUGCCGGUUUAGCCGGUGACUUUCGGGAGUUAACCAAGUCGGCGGUCAAGUUGUAUUACGACAAUAUAAUGAAGCACAAUGCAGAGAUGAGGGGCAAACAAGUGGCAAACGAUCUGAGAAAAACUAUAUUGAAAAAUGCCCAGUUGCCCAAAUUGCGACCCUUUGCAAUUCAAUUGCUCAUUGGCAAUUGGUCAAAUGAUCACGGACAUCUCUAUCAACUUGAUUCUUAUGGCACCUUGAAGUCGCCCAACUUCGCGUGCAUUGGCCGAAAUGCCAAGGAAGCCAAUGGUUAUCUGAAGAAAAUGAACCUAAGCGAAACUAAUACGGUUGAGUCGACCAUUCUUUUUGGCAUUCACGCCUUAAAGUUGGCUCUUGAAACGGAAGUGAUUUGUCCAUUUGAACUAGAUGUUGGCAUCAUUGAUUGCAAUGGUUUUCGAUAUCUAAGUCAGGAGGUUAUCUCUGAGAAUUUAUACACGUUGUUUACUCUCAAAUAUCCAGAAGUUGUGAAAUAGUUAAACGCAAUAACGUUU